Periophthalmus magnuspinnatus is the source of this 2397-nucleotide messenger RNA. RefSeq names its product inhibin beta B chain. Lineage: Eukaryota; Metazoa; Chordata; Actinopteri; Gobiiformes; Gobiidae. The record is from RefSeq and is a predicted model, not a curated record. The transcript is spliced from 2 exons. Bases 109 to 1209 code for a protein of 366 amino acids. Gene Ontology annotation, molecular function: hormone activity; cytokine activity; growth factor activity. Gene Ontology annotation, cellular component: extracellular region. Gene Ontology annotation, biological process: BMP signaling pathway; SMAD protein signal transduction.
AAGAGGACAAACUUUUCAACAUUACUAACAACAUAUAGAAAGAAACGUUUUGUUCUUCAUACCUUUUGCCAGCGCCAGUGAUUAAGGCAGAUAUUAUCCACUCUCACCAUGACGGUAUCGAUCAUUUCUACCUUAUUUCUUCUUAUGACAAUCCUGGUGGUUGACGUUUCCUCCGGGUGUGUGUCCUGUGGUUUGGAAAAGGAUGUAGAAGAAAAGCUGAUGGUGGAAUUCGCGAAGCAGCAACUUUUAGACAAACUGCACCUGAAAGAGAGACCAAACAUCACUCAAACCGUGCCUCGUGCGGCGCUUCUCACUGCGCUGCGCAAACUGCACUCAGGACGCGUCAGACAGGAUGGUACACUGGAGCUGGACAACAGUUUACCACUCAAAGACCAAGGCUAUGAAGUAGUCAGCUUUGCAGAUAUAAAUAGCACCCGGAGUACUGAGGAUGAAAGCCUACAGCUUGCCUUCCAGUUCCUCCAGGAGCAGGGCCACAGUGUCCAGGUGCUGCAGGCCUCUCUGUGGAUCUACGUGCGCUCCUCUGAGGACCCUUACAGAGAUUCCCGCCUGCCUGCUAGGGUCUUCCUAUCUGCAAAUCAGGGCCAGCAGAGCUCUAACAGCAGCCUGGUAAUAGAGCAGAUGCUUGAAGUUAAAGAAAGUAAUUGGCACACUUUCUCCAUCACCCGUACACUACAGACUUUUCUGGAUGGUGGCCAGCACAGGCUUCGCUUUGAGGUUAGCUGUGAGGAAAAUGGCAAGAACCUCUGCUCCCUGGACAGGACAGGGGACACCCCCUUCCAGCCCUUCCUGGUGGCUCAGGUGCGCUUGCGUGAUGACCACUCCAAACGCUCACUCAGGAAGCGUUCUCUGCGCUGUGGGAAUGACGUCACCGUGUGCUGCAAAAGAGAUUUCUACAUCAAGUUCAAAGACAUACAGUGGCAUGACUGGAUCAUUGCACCUGAGGGUUACCACAUGAACUACUGCAUGGGCCAGUGUCCUCAGCACUUGUCUGGUUCUCCCGGAAUUGCCUCUUCUUUUCAUGCCACAGUCUUCAGCCAGCUCAAAGUCAACGGCAUCCACACGGCCAUCUCCUCAUGCUGCAUCCCUACCGAGCGCCGCCCACUUUCCAUGGUGUACUUCAAUUCUCAGCAUAGCAUUGUCAAAACGGACGUGCCAGACAUGAUUGUGGAGUCCUGUGGAUGUACAUAGACUCAUGGCAGUGUCAUUACUUUAGGGUACUAUAGCACAGUCACUUGUGCAUACACCUGCAGCCAAAUAGCAGCUUACAUUCAUGUCAACAACUACAAGUCCAGUGAUUUCAGCCACAAACUAUUUUCACACUGCAUUCACCUUACUUUUCAGUAGGUGAAUUUUCCUUACUCUAUUUACUAAUGCUGCUUUGACAAUCUCUUUACAUAUCCAGUAAACUCUUCUAGGUACAAACAAGUUUGUAAUGUGUUUGCUGAGAUGUCCUCAAAAGUUUUAGACACAUUUUGAUAUUAAACAAUGAUAAUUUACUCUUAACAGUUGCUAAUGAAAGGCUUUGGAUUGCUUAUUUUUAUACAGCCACUUUAUGUUGUUGUUGUUUUUUUUGUUUUUUGUUUUUUUUGUUUUUUUUUUCCAAAAUAUGUUUCAGAUUGUUUGUAACAUUUUACAACAGUUAGAAAGUUUUACUAUUUUUCUUUUUUAAUUGCUGGGUCCUCACCCACCAUUCAGGAACCACUUCCCAUGAAGGUUUCAAGGGAAUGUGCCUUUCAAGUGCAUAUUUAGACCAAAGAGAUGUGUUCACUUCUGUGAUACUUCAUAGCAGUACAUUUCCUAGUGCCUGUCCUUUUCUAUUGGAUAAAAGCAUUUGUUGUAUUCCAGCUGGUUAAUUCUGGCUGGGAAGCCCAUGCUAACAUCAGCAGUAUUUGCACAGGUAAUCAGUUGGGUAAUAGUUCUGACACCAUAUGAACCCAGGGCAACUUCCCUGAUUCACAGGCAAACACUGAGCAGCCAUGCACCACAGCACGUGGCCAAUUCUGUCGUCACUCUGCUGUCUUUAUAUAAUGAGAUAUUCAAAUCUAUUCAAAACAGUGAGGCACUCUUAACAAUUUCAAAACUACAACAUGACAUACAAUUUAGUAUAGUAAGCAAUGUAAGAGAUUGAGAAAAUGCAGAAAGCACUUUAUCUUCCUAAUAUAUAUAUAAUGUUAAAACCUAAACUCAGGGGGCUGCUGCCUAAGCAUGUACAUAAUAAACAGAAUGUUCUCUGUAAAUGUUGUGUCAUUGUUCAUGUGAACAUGAAGUGUAUGUUUAUUUUUAUAUAAUGCUAUAUUUUGAGUAUAAUGUGUAUAUGCGAAUGUUUUAAACUGAAAAAAAUGUAUUUUGAUAAAUAAAUACUUGUCAAUCAGCACU